AUGCAGGAAAAUGGUAUGUUGGCUGCAGCCGCUGCUGCGGCCAAUCAUGCCAGAAAAGUGGCUGUGAAAGUCUUGGUCAAUAACAAUGGACAGCCAACUAUACCAGAUUUGAAAGCCUACCAGAACCCAAUGUUAGGGAAGACGUUGAAUCCGCUAUUUACGCCGCCAAACCUACUAGAAAGUUCGCCGAUAUUGAAGCAUUUUGCGGGAGUUUACGGCGUUGAUUUCGCAAAGAAUCCUGAGUACAAAGCUUUAUUGCAAGAGUCUUACAACCAAGCAGUUUUACAGUCUCUAUAUGGCCCUCAUUUAGGCGUGAAUUACCCUAACUUACCACUUCCAUAUAUGUAUUAUCCUGGCCAAUCAGCGUUCGGCAUGCCCGUGCCUUGUGACGUGGACCGAAGUCCAGUGGAACGACAGGAAAGCAAAGAAUUUUCUGAUGAAAAAGAAAAAGAGAAGGUAGAAGUGAAACCAAAAACUCAUAUCGAUUUGAACGAGAAUAGUAACGAGAGUAUGGCCAGUAAUAUUGAAAUCGAAAAUUGA
Messenger RNA from Helicoverpa zea (corn earworm), 540 nucleotides. RefSeq lists its product as uncharacterized. The transcript has a single exon. The record is from RefSeq and is a predicted model, not a curated record. NCBI's taxonomy places the organism in Eukaryota, Metazoa, Arthropoda, Insecta, Lepidoptera, Noctuidae. Bases 1 to 540 code for a protein of 179 amino acids.